Drosophila hydei is the source of this 457-nucleotide messenger RNA. RefSeq lists its product as uncharacterized. The record is from RefSeq and is a predicted model, not a curated record. NCBI's taxonomy places the organism in Eukaryota, Metazoa, Arthropoda, Insecta, Diptera, Drosophilidae. The coding region runs from base 40 to 345 and encodes 101 amino acids. The transcript has 3 exons.
UUGCGCUUUAUAUAGAACGGUUAUCCAGAAUUCGCCAAAAUGUUUAUCAAAACGAUUGCCUUAUUGCUGUUGUUCUGCACAGCGACGAAUGCUGAUGGCACAGUUUGUGCUCUGGAGAAGUCUUGCGGCAAUGUGAACGAAAGCAGCGCCAUCUGUCGUCUGGACGAGCAAACUAUGUGUAUACGCAAAUACGCAUCGAAAUGUCAUAUGGAUAUAGCAGCCUGUCGCCAAGGAACGAACUUCACCGACUACAGUGACGUUUACUGCCAGAUGGAGACAUAUCUGUGUGAGGAGACGCCGACUUAUGAGCGCUGGACCAUAUUCUUCGGGCAGGUUAAAGAUUGAAACGUGUUGUAUGCAAAACAAAGAGACGAUAACUUUCAGUAUUAUUUGAAAUAUAUAUAAUUAAUAGUGUCUGCUAAAGCUCCGAUCAGUGGGCAAUGACAGACAAAACUUU